This is a messenger RNA of Bacillus rossius redtenbacheri, 1111 nucleotides long. RefSeq names its product pupal cuticle protein G1A-like. The record is from RefSeq and is a predicted model, not a curated record. The transcript is spliced from 2 exons. Bases 69 to 383 code for a protein of 104 amino acids. Lineage: Eukaryota; Metazoa; Arthropoda; Insecta; Phasmatodea; Bacillidae.
ACCGCCACCUGAGGUAGCCGCUGUAGCAAGACAAGCUUCCUGGACAGCCAAAGCUCCCAUCAGACAUCAUGUACAAGCUGGUGAUCCUGCCCCUGUUGUUCGCCGCGGUCUCGGCCGGCCUGGUGGGACAUGGCAUCCCGGCGCUCGGCUCCGUGGCGGUCCACGCUCCGGUCGUAGCUGGCCCCGCCCUGGGCUCCGUGGCGAUCCACGCCCCCGUCGUAGCUGGCCCCGCCCUGGGCUCCGUGGCGGUGCACGCCCCCGUCGUAGCCGCCGCCCCCCUCGCCUCCUCCUACACCAGCGUGAUCAGGGGCCCCGCCGUCGCCACUCUGCCGCUGGCCGCGCACGGGCCCGCCGUCAUCGCCGCUCAUGGCAUCCACGGCUGAGACCACCACACUACCCUCGCACUGAGCCCGCCUCGAGCUGACAAGCCGCAAUAAACGAUACCCAACACCAACCAGGUCUUUCAUUGGUACUGCACUGUUGACCCUAGGUGUCGUACCUAGAUAUAACCCUUGAUUUCCUAUCCUCGCAUCUGAUAUUCGUUAUAAAUAUUGUCGCGAUGUUGGGGUUAAUUGUACAGAAAUAAUUCAAAUGUAAUCAAAUAAGUAGGUAAAAGUCUACAAAUAGUUGACUUUAACUUUAUUGGGGGGCAAAAGUAACUCUAGCUAAACUCGCUUGGCAUCUACUUAAAAUGUCCUAUCCUUGCAUCUGAAUUUUCUGACCUUUUUGACAGUUUAAACGUUCACUUGCUUCUCCCUGCUCUUUAAUUAAAAAUACGGAAUAUUUUAUUUGCGAGAACAGAAGCUUGAGUAAUUAGUGGAACCCCACCUGUUGUUUUUUCUUUACUGCCGACAAACUUCUGGGAAUAAUUUUAUGUUAUAAUUUUUUUAUAUGUGCUCUAUUCUGACUUUUCUUCAAGUGAUACACUUCUGGCAAAUAUAUUUUUAAAAAAUAUAUGCGAAAUUUCGAUAGUUUAAUAUUUAGUGAUGGAUGAAAGAGGAGUAUUUUAGUGCUAAAAUGGUCAUGGACUGGCUUAAUUGUCACAACGCUCUAGGCACUUGCGGAGAUAAUAGUAAUAAGAAUUAUUGAAAGUAAAUACAUUGUGCAUUCA